Molecule: messenger RNA, 4009 nt
Organism: Bactrocera oleae (olive fruit fly)
Lineage: Eukaryota; Metazoa; Arthropoda; Insecta; Diptera; Tephritidae
Source: RefSeq, a predicted model, not a curated record
AUUUUCCUGAAAAUUAAUAUUGACAUAAUUGAAGGCAUUAUAAAUAUAUAAUGGUUAUUGUUUAAACGGUAUAAAACACUCCCGCAGCAGUUUUGAGGAGCUUUAUAAAUCCGCGUUCGUUCCGGUUCUGUAAACCCAAGAAACGACUCGAAUAUAUAUAUUCGGCACCAAUUUCCGUUUUCAAAAUAAACAAGAAUGGCUAUGUGGCAUUUCUGUUGGCGUUAUCGUCAUUUAUCGAAAAUAAAUUCGUAUUCCCCAUUUUGAAACGACGGUAACAGUCGUUCCUUGCCGUUGUAGUAAUAAAGAGCGAAUAGAAACGAGCGCGAUUGUUUGAAGUGAAAAUUACUAACACGAAUCAGUUUGAAAUUUUAAGGUCCGAAAAGGAUAAAACUAUUGAACUACGAGUUUUUUGGAAGGAUAUUUCGAAAAACUUAAUCCAUUUGCGACGGAGACGGUUCGCAUAAGAUCUCUGAAUGGAAUAUAGUUGAGCGUCAGAAUGCUGCGCUCAAUUACCCCAGCGAUUUUGAUUUGAUACAAUUAGAAUGCAGUGAUUUAACGACCGCACAAAUAUUACAGCUUGAAUUACAUCCACUUGUCAAUAAAGUUUCGCCACAGCGUAGCGUAAAAAGGAUUCUAAAUUAUAAUCACACACAUCAACGUAUAGGUCGACAUAUUUUACGUGCAAUUCCAACUCAAAUUACAACUAUGCUACAAGCCAAUGUUUUGUGGGGCAUGGGAAUUACGGGCGCUGGCGUAAAGGUAGCUGUUUUCGAUACCGGCUUAGCAAAGUCGCAUCCACAUUUUCGACGUGUUAAGGAACGCACCAACUGGACAAAUGAAAAAUCUUUAGACGAUGGUGUGAGUCAUGGCACAUUUGUUGCUGGUGUUAUUGCAUCAGCUAAAGAAUGCCUGGGACUGGCACCAGAUGUAGAACUGCAUAUAUAUAGAGUCUUCACUAAUUCUCAGGUUUCAUAUACUUCAUGGUUUUUGGACGCCUUCAAUUAUGCUAUUUUUAAGAAAAUCAAAGUGCUAAAUUUAAGCAUAGGCGGUCCAGAUUUUUUAGAUCAUCCAUUUGUGGACAAAGUGCUCGAAUUAUCCGCUAAUAAGGUUAUAAUGAUUUCUGCAAUAGGAAAUGACGGACCACUGUAUGGCACACUCAACAAUCCUGGCGACCAGAGUGAUGUUAUUGGUGUUGGUGGCAUUAAUUUCGAACAUAAAGUUGCCAAAUUUAGCUCUAGAGGCAUGACAACUUGGGAACUACCUUGGGGCUAUGGUAGACUGAAACCGGAUAUCGUCACAUUUGGCAGUCAGGUUAAAGGCAGUAAUGUGCAUGGCGGCUGCCGUUCGCUAUCUGGUACUUCGGUAGCAUCACCAGUUGUUGCUGGCGCUGUGGCUUUAAUUGCUAGUGGUGCGUUAUCGAAAUUGAAUCUCAUUAAUCCCUCAUCAAUGAAACAGAUAUUGAUCGAAGGCGCUGAACGUCUGUCAGAUAACAAUAUGUUUGAACAGGGACAUGGUAAACUGGAUAUCUUAAAGAGCAUGCAAUUACUUUUAACGUAUGAGCCCAAAAUAACGCUUAGUCCUGAAUAUUUGGACACCACAGAAAGUUAUAUGUGGCCAUAUAGUUCGCAACCGAUUUACCAUGGUAGUAUGCCCAUCAUUGUAAAUGUCACCAUAUUGAAUGGCAUUGCAGUUACGGGCGUGAUCAAAGAUGCACCCAUCUGGCAUCCACACACUGACAAACACGGAAACAUUUUAAAUGUUGCUGUGUCGUAUUCAACGACUCUAUGGCCCUGGUCUGGCUGGAUGUCAGUGCAUAUAGUUGUAAACGAAAAAGGUGAUAAUUUUAAAGGAGUCGCUGAAGGCUAUAUCAGUCUAGAAAUCGAGUGCUUACAAGAGCAACAAGAAGGUAUAAUUGUAACCAAAAUCAAUUUUCCACUUAAAGUGACUGUCAUACCGAAACCACCAAGAAACAAACGCAUACUCUGGGACCAGUAUCAUAGUUUGAAAUAUCCGCCAGGCUAUAUACCACGUGACAAUCUCAAAAUCAAAUCGGAUCCUUUAGAUUGGCGCGCCGAUCAUCUACAUACAAAUUUUAGAGAUUUAUACACACAUCUGCGUAAUGCUGGCUACUAUAUAGAUAUCUUACGCAUGCCGUAUACUUGCUUCAAUGCUAGCGAGUAUGGUACGCUGCUUAUCGUCGAUUCGGAAGAGGAAUUUUUCGAUGCGGAAAUCAAAAAAAUCGAAAAUGAUGUUUACAAUGAAGGUCUUAGUGUUGUCGUCUUUGCGGAUUGGUAUAAUACAACAGUCAUGAAGAAAAUCAAAUUUUUCGAUGAGAAUACGCGACAAUGGUGGAUACCGGACACCGGUGGUUCCAAUAUACCAGCACUCAAUGAGCUAUUAAAACCGUAUGGCAUUGCAUUUAGUGACUUUAUCGCAGAGGGAUUUUUCGCAAUGGGCGAUCACUCCAUGUAUAUAGCCAGCGGCACAACAUUAGCGAAAAUUCCACGCGGAAAUGAUGAUAUUGUUGUCGGUGCAGAACUCCACGAUCAGGGGUUUGAGAUUUUGGAAAAUCCCAAUACGGCUGACAAUAAAAAAAUAUUCAAGCCCAUACUUGGUCUCUUUCAAACUCAGAGCGAAUUGCGCAAACAAUAUUUAACGGUAAAUGCACAAACGCCGACUAGCUACGAAGAGAAUAAUGUCGAACAGCCCAACAUCGAGACAGAAAUUUCUGCUGAAAGAAAUCCCAUAUUAAAUAAACGUAUAUUACUUGAACUAAAUGUUGAUAAACAUAAUAGACACAGUAAUGCGAACUCACUUAAUAAGCUGACGGAAAAUAAUUCUAAAAACUUAAAAGAAAUGCUCGAAACUUUAUCCAUAAUAAGCAGCAGUACGAGCGGACGCAUCGCAGUUUUUAGCGAUUCAAAUUGUUUGGACUCCAUACAUCUCGAAAAAGCAUGCUUCUGGCUGCUAGAUGCCAUACUGGAAUAUACUAUGACUGCAUAUAAAUCGGAGCUGCUACAAAAACUAAAUCGCAUUGCCGAGUUUUAUAAUAAUGAGGAAGACCUACUACCGCUACGUUUGUACAGUAGUAAUUUACAUUUACAUUCUAAAGUAAUCGAUUCGAAUAACAAAUUCCACAAAAAAGAGACUGAGGCUUGUGAAACUCUCAACUGGCUGCAGCCGCAGGGUGUCAAUGGAGCGGAUAUAAAACUUACUACGAAACGUUUAAAGCACAUCGACUUGAAUUUACUAAAAGCUAGUAAAGAUCACAAAGUCGCCGAGUUACUAAAUCCAAUCGUCGAAGCUAAAAAUAAUGCUUUACCUUCGGACGAAGAUGACGAGAGAACAAUAAAACUAACUCUGCUAUUCAUUAUGCUGUUGACAAGUAUUGUUCUCAUAUUCUUUAUAAAAUGUUUUAGAAGAAAAAGGGGCAUAUAGUAUAAAAUUUAUAAUAUUUUGUUUAUCAAAAUAAUUUUGUAUACAUUAUUUAUUUAAGUUAUAAUAAUACAAAUCGCAAUGAAGUGAUUUUCUUGUCAGGUUUACAAAAUAUUAUAUUAUAUUUCGUUUCACUUUAGAAAUGCAAGGGUUGUUCGCUUGCUGGUCAAUAAGGCUUUUGGUGUUAAAAUGGAUGGUGUUGUUAUUAUUCUAGAGGUAUAACACAUUCUGCAUAUUGUCGUUCAGAUGUAUACGUAGACCCUAAAUAGUCUCGGAUUUUUAUAGGACGAAGGUGGCUUUAUUUCUAUUUCGAUAUUUCAUUUCGGUGGCCAAUAGUAUGAGGAUCGAAAUAUUUAAGCCUUGAACUGAUAAAGGUGGGAUAUUCAAUAAGAAAGUGUGUAGAUGAUUAUAUUUUCAUCCAUCAGGGUUGCAAAUAAUGUAUUAAAAAUUUAUUAUUAUUAUUUAAUUUUUAAUCCCUUAUACCGAAUAGAAAAAAAAUUUAAUACCAACAUUAUAAAAAAAAAUAAAUAAAAUACUUUUUUUCAGAAUUUUGGUUAAUUUUUGAAAAAGAAAA